CCUUGGGGGACGCAAAUUGUAUAUAGUUAGGCGUUACAGUGAGGAGAUACCAUCUAUUCAAAUUAUGGCAUAUUCAAGUCGUGAUGAUAAUUUAAUAGUACCAAAUUACGCAUUAGAUACAAGUCUAGCCACAAACAAAUUACGUAUUACUAUACAAAUUCAUGGCUUAAAAUCGUCAACUAUAUUAGAAUUUCAUAAAAAACUUAUUCCCAAACUUUACAAAAAAGCAUCAAAUGGUGAAAUAGUAUUUCAUCUAAGUAAUGAUGGUUUUCUGUUUGAAUUUCAUGGGCUUGAUACUUUAAAAGACUGUAAUUAUCGACUUCAUGUUAACAAAUUACCGGGCACACUAGAUAAUAAACGGUCACAAUUGAUUGUACGUGAAGAUGCUGUGGAAAUCAUUCUCAUAAAAAUUGAUGAUAGUUCAUGGUCCUCUGUUAUAAGUGAAGGUUUACAUAUUAUUGAGAAUGAGAAGAAAUAAUCUUUUUUAUGUGAUAAUAAGUUCUUUUUUUUCGAAGACAUUCCAGCUAAUAAUAAAUACUGCUUUCAAUUUGCCUACUUUUCCUACCAGGUUUUAGGUAAAUGUAAAUAAUUUAUUUGAUUUUCGGUUUGUAUCUUCAGUUUAUGACUUCAUUUACUAGUUUAUAUUUAUUCAAAUUUUAUUUUAAUUCCUCGAUAAAUAGCUUAUGUCUUGUUUAUUACCAGUGAAAUGCUGUUUUCUUAAUUAAUGUACACUAAAAACAUUUUGUUGCAUUUUGACAAUAGACUCAUGUAAAAAGAAAUUUUUUUUCCUUAUUUCGGUUUCUUUGAUCUACUAUAAGUGGAGUUGAAUUUACUGUGACAUAUUUUGACUGGCAUUUUCUUUUUAUAUAAAGAUUAAUC
Messenger RNA from Schistosoma margrebowiei, 879 nucleotides. The record is from the annotation of a GenBank genome assembly. NCBI's taxonomy places the organism in Eukaryota, Metazoa, Platyhelminthes, Trematoda, Strigeidida, Schistosomatidae.